AUGGCUCUCUCUAAGGGGUCUGGAAGAGCAUCAGGUGCACCCAAUCUCAGGCUGGUACUGCUGGGUCAGCCUGGAUCAGGGAAAACAACAACAGCGAACGCCAUUCUGGGCAGAUACGCUUUUGAAGAGCAGGAGACCACUAGAGGCUCUGUGCAGACGUCAGACGUCGGAGAGAGGAGCGUCUCUUUGAUUGACACCCCGAGGUGUCUGAUGGUUUCCUCUUCAAGCGAUGACGGACCAAGUGGAGAUGAACUGGAGAGGUGUCUGAGCAUGGCUGCUCCAGGACCUCACGCCUUCCUGCUGGUGGUCCCUCUCGGGAAGCCUCUCUCAGAGGGGGACGUGAGAGCCAUGGAGUGGAUCAAACAGAGGCUGGGCGAGGAGGCUCUACGGAUGACUGUCGUUUUGUUUACUGGGAAAGAGAAGUUCACGAGACGAGAGUGGGACGGCUUCCUGUCACAACAGGAAGUGCAGGGCCUGAUCAGAAGCUGUGGGGGAGGCUACCACACUGUGAACAGCAAGGCAGAGAUGGAGCCGUGUCAUCUGAUGAAGCUGCUGGAGAAGAUAGACGCUGUGGUGGAGAGGAGUGGAGGGGAACUAUACGCUACUGACAAGUUCCUGGAGGCUCGGAGGAAGGUCAAAGUGGAAGAGGAGGAAGUGAGAAGGCAGAGACAGGAGCAGGAGAGGAACCAGAAGGAAAGAGUGUUUCCUCUAAGGGUUGUGCUGCUGGGGAAAACUGGUUGUGGAAAGAGUGCCUCAGGAAACACCAUUCUGGGGAGGGAAGAUUUUGAAGAGGAGCUCUCAUUUGAAUCUGUGACUAGAACCUGCAGUAAUCAACAUAAUGUAGUGGCUGGUAGCAAAGUAACAGUGAUUGAUACACCUGGAUUGUUUGAUACAGAAUUGUCUUUUGAAAAGUUGAAUGGUGAGCUGGAGAAGUGUGUUGAGAUGUCUCUCCCUGGGCCUCAUGCCUUCCUGCUGGUUAUCAGAUUAGAUGUGAGGUUCACAGAGGAGGAGAGGAAUGCUGUGAAGUGGAUCCAGGAGAACUUUGGUGAGGGGGCGCUGAAGUACACUAUAGUGCUCCUCACUCAUGGGGAUGUGCUGAAGGGGAAACCAGUGGGGGAUUUUCUGUGCAAAUCUCCUGCACUCUUAUCUCUUACUGAAAAGGUUGGGGGUGGAUAUCUUGUCUUCAACAAUAAGAGUAAAGACAGCACUCAGCAGGUCAGAGAGCUAAAGGAGAAAAUUGAGGCCAUGGUGGAGGAGAAUGGGGGAGCAAAUUACACCAAUGAGAUGUACAAGGAGGCGCAGAGAAAAAUAAGAGAAAAGGAGGAGAGAAAGAAGGCUGAGGAAGAGAGGCAGAAGGCAGAGGAAGAGAGAAAGAAAAAACAAAUGGGGCUGGACAUAGAAAAUGAGAGGAAAAUGGGCAGAGAGGCAGAGUUGAUGGCUGCAGAAGAAAAGUGGAAGAGACUAAAAGAAAAGGAGAAUGCCGCGAAUGAAAGGAGGAAGACCUUCAAAGCAGAUAAGCAGAACGCGAAAAAAUGGAGGCAGUAUUUCGAAAAACUGGAGAAGGAAUUCAAAGUCACACUGACACGGAACAUGGACAUUGGUUACCCAUAG
Messenger RNA from Clupea harengus (Atlantic herring), 1611 nucleotides. RefSeq names its product GTPase IMAP family member 7-like. Gene Ontology annotation, molecular function: GTP binding. The record is from RefSeq and is a predicted model, not a curated record. Bases 1 to 1611 code for a protein of 536 amino acids. Lineage: Eukaryota; Metazoa; Chordata; Actinopteri; Clupeiformes; Clupeidae. The transcript has 4 exons.